AGAGGCAUAUGAUUCCUAAGACACUCGUGAACUAGAACCAAUAACAUUGUCUGAUCUUUCUGUGCGGUUUAAGCGAUGUGCACCUGUAACUCUGAGAUUGACCCAGAACCACAAUGCCUCCACCUCAAGUGUCCUAGACAGCUCCAGUGUUGACAGGCCUUGUUCUUAUAAUAACAGCAUUGCAAGUAAGACUUCACUUUUGAAUUGGUUAAAAUGCAUUUGGAAUUCUCCUGUACCUUCUACAUGGCGGAAACAUCUUUAACAUAUUUUAAGUAGUUCAGUGUCUGGUCUCAUUGAUUUAUUUCAAGAUAGCCGUGCACGCAACUCAAAUGUACAAGCUAAUGAAGUAGCUACCAGCAAAGUCAGUGCUAGAAGGAAGAAAUUGCACUAAUCCGUUAAUUCAUAUGAAAUGUAAAUCCUCUGAGUAGAAUAGAUGUCAUUCAUCAUUGAUUAAAGAUUUGCAUUCACUCUAAAUGUUAACAAAGUCUAUUCACUGCUGGUUUCCUUGUGGAAGUCCACUUUCAUGCAUUCAAAUGCUGUAAGAGAUGUGUGUCACACACACGCACACACACACACACAACAUGCACGAGCCCACUGAAUCAUCUGUUCCUCCCACGUCAGGUGAGAGAGAGCGGUUGCAAACUACUUUCAUUUUCAGAAGUUUCGGAGCUGACUGUAAACAGCCUCACACUGGCAACAGUUUACAACUCGUUUUAACUUAAGACGUCUUCAAAACUCCCGGAAUCUGAAGGUCAACAGCAGCGUAGAGGACAGGACGGUCACAGACAAGAAUUAACCUGCUGUCUUUUUCCAGUGGCUUCAGGGGGACAUAGUGACAGUGAUUGAUUUGAAGAAAAUGGCUACCAGGUCAUCUUUUGAAGAAGAUCUCUCAUGUCCUGUGUGCUGCGACAUCUUCAAGGAUCCUGUCAUGAUGUUGUGUGGUCACAGUUUCUGUAAAAUAUGUCUGCAGAAAUCCUGGAAGGAGAAAAAGUAUCGGGAAUGCCCAAUGUGCCGAAGUAAAUCCUCCAAAACCGAGCCUUGUCCUAACCUUAAUCUAAGGAGCCUGUGUGAGACCUUCUUAAAACCACCACUGGAUGGUCAGACCCCUUCAAAGAAAUGCAAGACAAGCGCUGAGACGCUCUGCCAUUUGCACUGUGAGACCUUCAAGCUCUUCUGUCUGGAUGAUGACCAACCUAUCUGUGUGGUAUGUCGAGACUCACGAAACCACAAAGCUCAUAACUGCAAGCCAGUCGAUGAGCUGGCAGAGGAUCUUAAGGUGGAACUCAAGAUUGCGCUGAAGCCCUUACAGGAGAAGCUAGAAGUCUAUAAUAUUGUUAAAAAGGGCCUUGAUCAAAGAGUUGAACUUAUAAAGAACCAGGUCCAGAGCACAGAGCGGCAGAUUAACAAGGAGUUUAAGAAGCUCCGCCUGUUUCUACAUGAAGAAGAGGGGGCCAGGAUAGCUGCACUGAGGGAGGAAGAGCAAAAUAAAUGUCUGGGGAUGAGGACUAAAAUAACAGAGAUAAAUGGGAAAAUAUCCUCCCUUUCAGAAACAAUCAGAGCCAUAGAGGAGGAGAUGAGAACAGAAGAUGUUGCAUUUGUCAAGAACUACAAGGCCACCAUGGUCAGGGCCCAGAUCCCACUGACCAAUCCACCGCUGGUUUCAGGACCAGUGAUAGACGUGGACAAACACCUAGACAACGUGCCGUUCCGGGUCUGGGAGAAGAUGAGGGGGGUCGUGAAAGAUGUUCCUGUGUCCCUGGACCUCAACCCUGCCAGCCCAUGCCUCCCCCUGUCGGAUGAUCUGACCAGUGCCAUGUUGAGCGUAGAGACACAGCAGCCUUCCGACAACCCUGAGGUGUUUGAACUUUUGGAAUGGUUCCUGGGUUCUGAGAGAGAGACCUCAGGGACAAUAUAAACCAGCUCAUACAUGUGAUACUGGAGUCACCCAGAGGAAGGGAAGUAUGAGGACUCGGUGGUGGAAUGUUAAUUAUUAUGAAGGAAAAUUAGUUGCAAGCUUCCUGUCUUGGUCCGCCAUUCCCAUAGUGGUGAAACAGAAACCCCAGAGGGUCAGAUUUAAGCUGGACUGGGACAGAAACCUCAGCGGGACAAGAUUCAACUAGACUAG
This is a messenger RNA of Esox lucius (northern pike), 2125 nucleotides long. RefSeq names its product tripartite motif-containing protein 35. The transcript is spliced from 6 exons. The record is from RefSeq and is a predicted model, not a curated record. NCBI's taxonomy places the organism in Eukaryota, Metazoa, Chordata, Actinopteri, Esociformes, Esocidae. Gene Ontology annotation, molecular function: zinc ion binding. The coding region runs from base 857 to 1915 and encodes 352 amino acids.